AUGGCUAGGAACCUUGUUGGUAUAGGUGAUAGUCAUGCAGAUGAAUUGCUUCCAAGUGCUGGUGGUGGACUAUUCUUGUUCUGCAUGAUCCUGAUGUCCCUUUCAGUAAUUUCAGCUGUAAUAUUUUCUUGUGGUCAAUCGUCUCGCAAGAAGAAACACAAUAAUGUGCCAACUGUUUCAGAUACCUUUGCAUAUGGUCAUCACGGAGAUGGGGGCGGAGGACAUGGUGAUGGUGGUGGUGGAGGUUGUGGUGGGGGCGGAGGACAUGGCGAUGGCGGUGGCGGAGGUUGUGGUGGUGGUGGUGGUGGUGGUGGUGGAGGUGGUGGAGGUUGUGGUGGAGGUUGUGGUGGUGGAGGUGGAAAUACUUAG
Molecule: messenger RNA, 369 nt
Organism: Prunus avium (sweet cherry)
Lineage: Eukaryota; Viridiplantae; Streptophyta; Magnoliopsida; Rosales; Rosaceae
Source: RefSeq, a predicted model, not a curated record